Hibiscus syriacus is the source of this 643-nucleotide messenger RNA. Its product is annotated as membrane magnesium transporter-like. NCBI's taxonomy places the organism in Eukaryota, Viridiplantae, Streptophyta, Magnoliopsida, Malvales, Malvaceae. Bases 88 to 408 code for a protein of 106 amino acids. The record is from RefSeq and is a predicted model, not a curated record. The transcript has 4 exons. Gene Ontology annotation, cellular component: Golgi apparatus; early endosome; plasma membrane.
GCGAUAAUAAUUUUAAAAGAAAGUACCCAAAAAACCAUCCUUUUCGUUGGCUUUUAGGUUGUGAAUUGUGAAUCGAGACCGUCAACGAUGGGAUUAGGUUUCAUAAUCGGCGUCUUUGGAGUUCUAUUCCUCUUCCACGCAGCUUAUUCGACGAUUCAGUAUAGGGGGCUGUUGAAGAUUACGGAGGAAGAGUUUUCUGCUCCACCCAUGAACACAGUUUUGGAGUUGCUUCUAGGGUUUGUUUUAUGUGUUUCGGCUGCCUUAACCGUGCCUGGGAAUUUUCUCUCCAUACAUCCUGAUUCUGAGGAGAAUAGGAUUGUUUCUUUACCAGCAAACUUGGACUUCAUGAUCUUCAAUCACAGAGCCAAAGCACUUCCUUUAGAAAUCGAUAUGAAGCUGAAGCAUUAAGAUUGAAGAAGCUUCAUGGUGCUUCAGAUCACCAUUGUUGGCGAGUCUGUUGAACUUUAGAGUAGAGAGCCUAUGUAUCAGGUCAUUAUUGCUAAAAUUUGGAUUUUGGCUUUCUUGUUUGCUUUUAUGUUAUUUUUGCCUAACAUAUGUAAUUGAACCUAGUUUUGAGUUGGAAUCAUUAUCAGGGCUUGUAGUAGGCCAGACAUUCAAUAUAUUAUUUUGUCUUUACGUUUUC